This is a messenger RNA of Menidia menidia (Atlantic silverside), 7185 nucleotides long. The record is from the annotation of a GenBank genome assembly. Lineage: Eukaryota; Metazoa; Chordata; Actinopteri; Atheriniformes; Atherinopsidae.
GUGUCAAACCUGGAGGUAGAGAGCAAGUUCUCGGGUCACUAUCAGGCUCCAUGGCACCAGCAACACAACGUCUUUCAUCCUUGCACCCGGCCACCGUGUCUGGAGGAGCUCCACAGAAGUGCUCAGCUGAGUCUCAGGGCUCUGCACCGGGAUGAACAACAGCGCCAGCGGUCCACCAGUCGGGAGAGAAACAGGGUGACCAUCUCUAUAUCAGUGGCACCCCCCAUGCCCACCUUCCCCUCGCCGCACAGCAUCCGCCGGCAACAGAGAAGUCGCCUGGCACGAGCGCAAGAGAGAGCAGAGCAGGAGCGGGAGUUGGACUACCAACCUAAGAAGGAGAGGACCAUGAGAGAGACGGAGAUCCAGACCAUACAGAGAAAAGAGAAACCAGGAAGAGAAGCAGACAUUCAGACGAUCCAAAGAAAGUUUGAGUGCUUUUACCCACUUGACACUAUUGAAGGUUGCAUCUUCAUUCCAUGGAAUAGAAAGGCUACCUCUACAGGGGAAGAUGAAAGUGGUGAGGUCGUGGGAGGCGGCCACAGAGCCAAGGCCUCAGCCCCUAGUGCCCCUUCCACACAGGACAAACAGACAAAUUGGUCAAAAGAAAACAUCCCACCAUCAAAUCAGAAGAAAUCUGGCGAUUCGCAUGCCAUCUCUUCAUGCAUCAUCCCAAUCAAUGUCACAGGAGUCGGCUUUGACCGGGAGGCCAGUGCUCGUUGCUCUCUCGUCCACUCCCAGUCAGUUCUUCAGAGGAGAAGGAAGCUGAGGAGGAGGAAGACCAUCACAGGAAUACCUAAACGAGUCCAACAAGACAUGGACUCAGAUGAAUCUCCUGUAGCAAGAGAGCGCACAGUGAUCAUCCACGCCAACCCACACCAGCUCUCUCUCUGUCAGGAAGACCUCUCAAUAAGUGGUCGUCUUCAUCACACUCGUGACUCUGGCUGCCAGACAGAUGAUUUCCUUAUUGCAUGCACAGCUGCUCCCUCCAGAAGGCGCAUUAGAGCUCAGCGUGGCCAUCAGGGAAUCCCAGCCUCUCUGUCCCAUUCAACAGGCAACAUAUCCUCCCUAGGCGACCAGUCAGACUCCACGUACACCUCAGCUUCAGCCCACGGUGGCAGAUUGCGCUCGCGUAGCCUUCCGCGAGAGGGUGGACGUCUGAUAGACAGUGACGAGGAUGAUGACGACAAUUACGAUGAUGAUGAUGAGGAUGAAGAACUAUCCCCUUACGAAGCAGAAGAUUUCAUUCCACCAGGACCCAGUCCAAGAAUGAAGAUGAUGAUGAUGAAGGAUGAAGAAGAGAGCACCGAUGAUCAGGCAGCUCCCGAGCCGCUGCAACUUGGCAGCUUGAAAAGGUUACAGCGAUCCAGUGAAAGAGAUCGAGGAAGCGGAGGGGGAGGGAGCCCAGAGCAUAGCUGGAUGGAGAGGGGUCGUUCUCGUUUGCCCCGCAAGGCAGAUAUGGGCAGCUGUGAGAUCUCAUCUAGUUCCGAUACCUUCAGCAGCCCUAUUCACUCUGUGUCGACAACAGGAGUUUUAGGCAGCCACGUUGACCACAAAGAAGACCAUCAGUCAUCAAGUGGGAACUGGAGCGGUUCCAGUUCCACCUGCCCCUCACAAACUUCUGAAACCAUUCCCCCACCCUCCUCUCCACCUUUAACAGGCUCAUCGCACUGUGAUUCUGAGCUAUCUCUUAACACUGUACCCAAUGCCAUUGAUGAGGGAUUCUCACUUGAUCCUUCAUUCCAUUCUGACCUCAGACCCCAGGGCCAAGGCCACAGAUCAAGCUCAUUCACAUCUUCAGCCACAGAUCAGUUGGAUGACGCAGGGGUCAGUACAGCCAGUGAAGGGGAGUGGACGUACCCUACAGAUCAAGACCAAAUAGAUCCAGACCAAGACCCUGAUCAAACCCAAAACCUGAAUCAGCCCCAUGGGGUUGUCCAAGAAUACAGCUCAAAACAAUAUCGAGAGGACCAGACGUGUUUUAGUGACAAGACGAGCAAUGCUGACAAAGAGCUUGGCUCUAAUUACCCAUCUGAUACAGAGAGUUUUUACUUAUCCUCUGCUAAUUUUGGGGAGUGUAAUCAGAAUUACAGAGGAUACACGUAUAACUAUGCAGACCAAGUGCCUGAUAGUGACCAGUCCAACACUACAGGAUCAAUGUCCCGUGGAGUUUACCCUCAGCCCUCGACUGACUUCAGAGCAGGUACUAUGACCCUGGGACGGACUUGUCGUCCAUUGAGGAAAUUGAAAGUCAAACCUCCUCCACCCAAACGCACCUCCUCGCUGAAGGAAAAGAGUUGUAGUGCAGAUGUUGGAACAGACACACAAGCAGACCACGAUCAACCAAAGAUGGUUAGUCAACAAGAACUUACCUUGUCUUCCACAGAUAUGAAGCUCGAACUCGACUUAGAACUUGGAGGUGCGCCAGAACCCUUACAAACGUCUUGUUUAGUGGCAGAGCCUUUAGGAACAUGGGGAAUGGGACUGAGUGAAACAAUGGACAUAGUAGAGCCCAUAUCCUUUAGCUCUGCAGAUACGCAUUCAUUUAAAGAUGAUGGUGCAGUGCAGUCUGACUAUGCAGACCUGUGGCUUCACAACAGUGAGCUCAAAUCCAACAAUGGUGAGUACACAUCUAUGUCAAACUCAAGCACAGCCACAGGUACCACAGUCAUGGAGUGUAUCAAGUCACCAGACAGCUCUUCCUCUUCCACAGAAACACAAACCCCAGCUAAUGCCCAGGCUGCAGAGAUCAAGGCAAGUAGUCCUGCUCUUCCACCUGAAGACUUCAAACUUGGGUCACCUGAGAAACUCGCUGGUCUAGCCUCGCCGUCAAGUGGCUAUUCUAGCCAAUCUGAAACCCCAACAUCUACCUUGCCCUCGGCUUCGGCAGCAUUCUUCCCAGGACCACUCUCUCCUUCGACUGGCAAGAGAAAGCCAAAAGUACCAGAAAGGAAGUCUUCUCUCUCUUCCCUGCAGCACUUUCCCAGAGAUGGAGGUUCCAUUUCCUCAUGCUAUAAGAGAGACCCUGACUUUCCGCCUCCGCCAUCUCAACUUGAUCUCAACGUUCUCCAUGGAGGCUAUGUGAGACACACGCUAUCCCACAGAACACAUCAUAUGCACACGCUCCACCACAGUAAACAUAGAGUUUCAAAUGUUGUAUCUACUGGAACAAAGAUAUUGGCUCCUGAGGCAUCAAACACGAAACCUCCGCCAAAUUUAAGCUCUGCUCCAGCAAUCCCUAACUCACAUUUAUUGGUGAUAACUCCAUCUGCUCUUCGUUCAGUGCAGCUCCAUUCUGUUAGCCAACCUAUGGAGCCAAAAAAUACUUCCAUAACACACCAGGAAACAAAAAGUGGCACAGAGACUGUGACAAGGCCCAAAUAUCACCCCACUGGUUCUACUCUGGCCCCGCCACCUGUUAACACAAGGCCCCUCCCUCCACGCAGGCCCCCUCCCAGACCACCAUGUCACGACCACAUUUCCUCCCCUGAACACUCCCAACCCACUCCCCCUGGCCGCCACCCUGAUGGACCUCCAUCCUAUGAAAGCCUGCUGCUCAGGCAGGACCGGUAUGGGCCUGGAACAUUCUGGGCUAUGACUGCUUUCAGAGCUCGGAUGGAUCCUUUGUCAGACCUCUCUGAGGACAGCUCACCUCUGCAUAGACCAGUGCCCCGUGCUCCCCACCCUUCGCCUGUGGAUCUACACACACAUAUCCACUCUCAUGCAGAGUUCAGAGGACUCACCCACUCAGCUCAUGCACAUUCUGAAUUUAGGGUUUUGGGAGAGCGGUCAUUCUCCCAGGAUGAUGACGAUGAUGAGGAGGAUGAAGAGGAAGAAGAAGAAGAACAGGUCAAAGAGCCAUCAAAGGCGGCAUGUUCCAGAGGAGUCAUGCGAUCUGACCACCCUCCACCACCAGCAUAUGAAUUUGCUGGGGGAUCCCACUCAGACUCAGGGCCCUGGGCUAGUCCACUAAAAGUGCCUGGUAACACAUUGGAAACAUCGCAACCUUACCUAAUCAGCGAUGUGAAGAAAGGAAGAUAUGAUGCGCAGGAGGAAGAGGAGGAGCUGAUAUCAGGUGCUACCAGAAGUGCCCAUCAACAGCAGCCACAAGAAAGUAAAGAUGACUCCACCACUCCUGACACAGAGGAUUACUUCAGCAAAGAUUCCACACCAAGUGAUAAUUCACUCUCCCCUCUGACGGAUGACACCAAAGUGGAUGAUGACAUCAUCAUCACAUCACCCAACAAGACACGGACAACCGAAGACCUGUUUGCCAUGAUCCACAGAUCCAAACGAAAGGUCCUGGGCCGUAAAGAUUCAGGAGAUAUCAAUAUGAAGUCUCGUCUCUGCCCUCCAGCACCAGUGACCACUAGCAGUGCUCCUCCCGGCAUUGUCCCUCCAGCACCUCCGCUUAACUUUCCCGCCACAUUAGCCAAUGCUGUCGGGUCCCAACGAGCCCCCGUGCCAAUCUACCGCAGUGCUAAAAAGUCCAGCACAUCCAAUGAGGAGUUCAAGCUUUUACUCCUGAAGAAAGGUAGCAGAUCUGAUUCUAGCUAUCGUAUGUCAGCAACAGAAAUUUUGAAGAGUCCAAUCACCCCUAAAACACCAGGAGAGUGUCUGCAAGAAGGCCCCGUUAGACAGACCGAGGAACCACCCUCCACGCUUCAAGAGUUUCAGAUUUCUGGCCUGGAUCCAAUCCAGAUACCGGGUCUUUUUCCGAGGGCGAAUUCUGAGAGCUUCACUCCCAAAACCCUGCCCAUGUCGGCUGCAUCUCGACAGGGACGUUCUCGCAUCCCCCCGGUCGCCAACAGCAGCCGCUACAGUACACGCAGUCGACUCUACACAGCUCCCAUGCAAGCCAUUUCCGAAGGGGAGACCGAGAACUCAGAUGGGAGCCCCCACGAUGACAGAUCAUCCUAAACCACCCGAUAAGAGAAAUGGCCUAUUCUUAGCUGUAUCCUACGUUACGGAUGACCCACUCCUCCCUUGUAAUCUUAAAUAGCUGUAUGAACAACACCAGUGGAGAAACAUACUAAAUCUGACUGAGGCGCCGACAUACCCUGUUAUAGAUAUACCAUUCAAAGGUUGGCCGACUGUUAUGAGAUAUUCUGUCGUAAAGCGAAGAUUACGCAAACCUUGAGGAUAUGCCUGAAUAGUUUAUUAUCUAAAGUGUAGCUCCCACCCACCACGGUGCAAGUCCUUUUUUGAUUAAACAGUCUUCUUAAAACAAAAAAAAAUUCAAUCCACCCAAGAUCUUUGGAAAAUGAUAAAAAGAGAUUUAUGAAAAAGAAACAUUUGUGUGCAUGAACAAGCACAGACAACAUCAACUGAGAUUUCUACUUAUUGUGUUUUGAAUGAUGUGUGUGUGUGUGUGUGUCACUUGGAGACUGAUUUUUUUUUUAAUUCAAAUUUUAAAUUCUUAUAACAUUGACUAUUCUUUUAACUCAGAGUGCCCAAAGCAUCGGCCAGACUUUACAGAGUCCGUACUCAAUAUUCCUGCCAACAAGCAAGGUCUGUUUCAAAAUGGAACUUACUAACAACUUCUCAGCUCAGCACCACCUUAUUUAUUAUGUUUCCAACUGCAGACAAGGCUUAGAUAGAGUCAGUUUUGUUUGACCACAGAAUUGCUAUUAAAAAAAAAUCAUUCUGAUAAGACAAUGCAUGUAAUUUUGUAAAAUUGCGCCUCAGAACAUAAUAAUAAUGCUUCACCAUGUUGCAUGACCUGUGUGGAAACAUCCCCUGGAUCCUGGUUUCUGUUUUGUGGUUCUUUUGUAUUAUGAAAUAAUUGAUCUUUCAUUGCAAAAGAUGUGAGUGGAAUUUGUGUCACACUGCCAGUGAUCUAAAUGAUUUUUUUCUUGGAUUCGGGUGUCUAGCAAAAAGGAGUAAGGCCUUGCACCUUUUUGUGUAGGAUACUGGCUCAUUUUGGACAAUCGCACAGUGGCCUUUUGCUAACGUAGGUGGUUGUAAGCAGGGAAUUUUAAGUCUCUGUACAUAUACAUGGAGCUGUGCCAUGUUCCACUUGAAUCCAAUCAAGUAUAUAUUCAAAUCCAACCUUGAAAUCUAUCACUUAGACUUAUUAAAGCUUCUCAAGCUGCUGGCCAGUGCUGCCCUGCUGGCUUGAAGUGGAAAAGGUGCAUUUCAUAGCAAACAUAAAUACCAUUGAGUGCAGACGGUGAAAAUGCUUUAGAAGGUCUGACUAGAGGUUAAUUUGGAAGGGGUUUCCGGAACCAUCCUCGCUUUUGCACUUCAUGACUCAUUAAGAAAAGAAAAUAUAUCUUAUACUGAAAUGCAUAUGUAUAUUUGUACUGAAUAUAAAAACUCAUAUCUAUAUAAAAACGACAGACAGAAAGCUUAUGGGGAAUCAAUCUGAGUGUAGCAAAGAAGAACAGCGCUCACUGAAAACAUUACACGUGGAUUUUUCAGCAGUGUACUGUUCUCCUCUCCUUGUUGCCUCUCCUUCAUUUGCACUGACCCAGUAGCAUAAGACAGGUGAAAGCUCAACCCAGUAGCUGGUGUACGCCAUUUGAAACACUUUAAACCUCAGACACGGUCAAAUCUGCGAGAAAUGACAACAGGAAAUACUAUAAAUACUUAAAAGUCAGUUCAGUACCUACUGCAUUACAGCAGUUUUACCCAAUCCAAUGCCAGGCCUUGAAUAUGCCAUAAAACCUCCCCUACCCCUCCAGCAAAUGCUGAACGUGUAAAAUAUUCAUUGUGUAUCAGUAGACGACUACCAUCAGUGGAAAGCUUGAACCUUCACCUGCCUACCACAGCAAACACAGCACAUAUACUCCUUAUUUUCAGAGACCGUACUUCAAUUGAAACCAUUCACUGUAUUCUGUGAAUACCUCAGCAAACAUAUUACUGUUUUAUUGUAAAUGACGGACGGACGGAUAGAUAGAUAGAUAGAUAGAUAGAUAGAUAGAUAGAUAGAUAGAUAGAUAGAUAGAUAGAUAGAUAGAUAGAUAGAUAGAUAGAUAGAUAGAUAGAUAGAACGAUAACAAACCACAACUGUUUAAUACUCAGCGAAUCUCAAUUGCAGAACUGACACUGUGUAAGAUGGAGAGAGUAAAAAGCUGUGAAAGGUAUAGGAUUUUACAUUCAUCAUAUUUCUGAAGCGCACUUGUUCCUGUCCAUUGUUUUACCUGUUGUGUUUUCUAUCGCAUGCAAUAACUAAGGCGGGUGGGG